CGUAUAUGGGAUUAUUGUACAUGUGAAGUAGGCACACAUUGUCCGGAGGAUAUUCAACAUCGGACACAGAUAUAAUCCUAUGACUGAACGAUGGAACCAAAACACAGUGAGGAGAUGUCCUUGCUUCUUUCAACAUAUAUGGACCGGUUUGUCAUGGGGACACGAGAGCAGCUAAAUAUGAAGAUAAGGUCACAGGUUUUAGGUGAACAGUUAGAAAAUUCUGACACCGAUCUUCAUAAUGCAAUUAUUUUGUGUGGAAGUAAAGGAGAAGGCAUGGCUUUACCUUGUUCAGAUGGAGACUAUAUGAUAAUAAACCGAACAGUGAAGGUGAUGUACCCUGAUGAGCGUAUUCCUCCAAACAUGGCACACAAAACAAUUCUUUUUAUGAGAGAGGCAGACUGCAACCCAGGCUAUGUCAACUUAGAGCUUGGUAAGGCAGGACAAAGCCAGGAAGAAGAAAGAUUAUAUAAUUCGCUCGUUAGAAAAGACUCUUUAAUAUUUGUAUCUAGUGAUAUUUACAGAGAGCAACAGAUGGAUCUCUUAAGGACAAACUUAGGCGUCAAUUUCGAAAUAACAGGGCCUAGUGUUGCAUCAACAGAAGGUGACAGUGUCUUUGGGUUUGAAUGUAAAAGUUGGCCAAAGGAGGAUAGAGAAUGGGUCACACGUUCACGUCUGUAUGGAUGGCCGCGUCAAACAUUGAUAAACAAAAUUGUACAGAGCGGAUGUCAUCUUGUCCCAGUCGGAGAUAAGUGUUCUGAUGAUACAUCUUUACAAUGGAGGAUCUCUUUUGUAACAGCAGAGAAAUCCUUAGUCUACUCCUUUAGUCAUGUUCAACACAAAGUUUAUGUUUUGCUCAAGUACUUUUUGAGACAAAUAAAAGACGCAUUAAAAGAAAACAUUGGGGACGAUGACAUCCUAUGCUCCUAUUUCAUGAAAACAAUUCUUUUUCAUGCAAUAGAGAAUUCCAGUAAUAUGUUUUGGCAAGACAAAAACUUAUUUUGUUGUUUCUGGUUUUGCUUUAACAUUCUGAUCACUUGGGUCAAGGCAGGAUUCUGUCCUAAUUACUUCAUUCCUACCAAUAACUUGUUCAAAAGGAAAGUACAUGGACAGCAUCAGCAAAUACUGUUGAACAUUUUAAAACACCUCAGUCAGAUGAAAUGGAUGUGCUUGUCAGUCGGUGACUAUUACGAACCAAUAUGGAAGAGUUUAUCUGACCCUUCAGUACAAACAGAUCUUCAAUGCACAAUACCUCCUUGGAAAAUUGUACUGGAAGAGGAUUUACAAAUAACUGAUGGUUUAAUGAAAAAUUUGUUGACCGAACGUGUCACGUUCAAAACUAUCACGGCGGCAAUGCAUUUAUUAUCAACAUCUCAGACAAACUUUGAUGACAUCUACACGUAUCACUAUGCUAUGAAAUGUCUACAAAUACUAGCGACAGAACAAGUUUUUCCAGACAACAUGGCGGCAAUAAAUAACAAGAAAAGGUACUUUAGAUUGAAGAAAGGUGAACUCUGGAUGAUUCCUACUGCGGUAUUUGGUACGGAACUUUUGCAUUUGGCAACUUUCCAUUUUCUGACUGGAGCUCUCCGUAAAUCAUUGAAGAUGAGCAAACAAGUGGUGGCAUUAUGUAAGACAGAUCAUUCUGAUAGAUAUCUACGAGAAGUGCACAGACACAAAUGUCUUCGAAUAGCACAAAGAUUUGAAAGAUUGCAGAAAAUAUUCACACAGUCGUUAAUAUUUCAUCACGAGAGGAUGCAUCUUCCUCAUUUCAGUCAAGAGUUGUGCAGAAAAUAUAGGCAAUUGGUAAUUCCGCCAUUGCCCUAUGCCUUGUUCUUGACCUUUCUGUGCUGCCACGGGAUCGGAGACACCGAAGGAAGUGCUAAGGCAUUGCAAAACCUGAAAGAUAUCCAAUAUGAUGACGUGAAUGGAGGACAAAAACAAUGGAUCGUUCACACUCUCCUGGGGAUAUGUUUCCAAACUAUUGGGGACUAUCAUAGGGCAGUCCAAGCUUACUGGGAAUCAGCAAGAUCAAAGACUUUACAAUAUGAGUGGAAUCCCGCCAUUGAACGAAUAGCCGUGGUGUAUCUAUGUAUGUAUGCCUCCCAGCGAUCCAACAAAGUAUAGUUGUGGUUUCUAUAUGUACGUAUGCCUCUCAGCGAUCUGACGUAGUAUAGCUGUGGUGUACGUAUGCCUCUCAGCGAUCUGACGUAGUAUAGCUGUGGUGUACGUAUGCCUCUCAGCGAUCUGACGUAGUAUAGCAGUGGUGUACGUAUGCCUGUAUCGUCAGCGAUCUGGCGUAGUAUAGUUGUGGUGUACGUAUGCCUCUCAGCGAUCUGACGUAGUAUAGCUGUGAUGUACGUAUGCCUCUCAGCGAUCUGACGUAGUAUAGCUGUGAUGAUUUUUGCAUGUGUGUAUGACUCACAGAGCAUAUCUGAGGUGUAUCUAUACGUAUAUUUCUAACAGAGAUCUAACGGAUCAUACAUGUGGUGCAUUUAUGAAUAUUUGCUUCACAGGGGUCUAGCUGUGAUAUAUCUUUUAUGAAACAGAGGUGUGACAGAGGAUAACUGCCGUGUUUCCUAUGUAGGUAUGUUUCUAUCAGGUCUGACAGAGGUUGGAUGCGGUGCAUCUAUGUAGGUAUGUAAAACAACGUUCUGAUAGGGGAUGGAUGCGGUGCAUCUAUGUAGGUAUGUAACACAACGUUCUGAUAGGGGAUGGAUGCGGUGCAUCUAUGUAGGUAUGUAACACAACGUUCUGAUAGGGGAUGGAUGCGGUGCAUCUAUGUAGGUAUGUAACACAGCGUUCUGAUAGGGGAUGGAUGCGGUGCAUCUAUGUAGGUAUGUAACACAACGUUCUGAUAGGGGAUGGAUGCGGUGCAUCUAUGUAGGUAUGUAACACAACGUUCUGAUAGGGGAUGGAUGCGGUGCAUCUAUGUAGGUAUGUAACACAACGUUCUGA
This is a messenger RNA of Ylistrum balloti, 2955 nucleotides long. RefSeq lists its product as uncharacterized. Bases 91 to 2124 code for a protein of 677 amino acids. NCBI's taxonomy places the organism in Eukaryota, Metazoa, Mollusca, Bivalvia, Pectinida, Pectinidae. The record is from RefSeq and is a predicted model, not a curated record. The transcript has 2 exons.